Messenger RNA from Oncorhynchus kisutch (coho salmon), 1762 nucleotides. Its product is annotated as B9 domain-containing protein 1. The transcript has 7 exons. Gene Ontology annotation, biological process: cilium assembly. NCBI's taxonomy places the organism in Eukaryota, Metazoa, Chordata, Actinopteri, Salmoniformes, Salmonidae. The record is from RefSeq and is a predicted model, not a curated record. Gene Ontology annotation, cellular component: MKS complex. The coding region runs from base 164 to 799 and encodes 211 amino acids.
GUAGUCAAAAGCGUCCUAGCAACGGGGCGGAAGGAACUUAUCUCCCAAAACACAAAACAACAAUACGUUACCGCUUAUACAGUCUUAAAUUAUAAUAUUUAUGUUUGUUCACUAUAUACUUUUUAAAAACAAUCUAUAUUCUCAAGUUAUCGUAUGAAGCGGGAUGGCUAUCAACAACCCAUCGGUGUUUCUGUUGAUGAUAAACGGACAGAUAGAAGGGGCGAAUUUUCCAGAGUAUGAUGACCUGUACUGUAAAUACUGCUUCGUCUACGGACACGACUGGGCUCCCACCUCGGGUCUAGAGGAGGGUAUAUCUCAGAUUACGUCAAAAGGCAGAGACUCUCCUCAGAGAAUGAUCUGGAAUUUUCCUCUGGAGAUCACCUUUAAGAGCACCAACCCAUUAGGCUGGCCUCAGAUCGUGGUAAGUGUCUACGGUCCUGAUACGUUUGGUAACGAUGUGGUCAGAGGAUACGGAGCAACACACAUCCCCUUCACUCCUGGACAACACAGCAGAACCAUCCCAAUGUUUGUUCCUGAAUCCACAUCAAGACUACAGAAAUUCACAAGUUGGCUGCUGGGGCGACGUCCAGAGUUCACCGAUCCUAAAGUCGUGGCCCAGGGAGAGGGCAGAGAAGUGACCAGGGUCCGUUCUCAGGGUUUCGUCUCCCUCUCCUUCCACAUUGUGACUAAAGACAUGAAGAGACUGGGUUACGACACCACACCUUCCGAGACCUCACACACUCUGUCACACACUGCUGCUGCAGGCAUCGGACCGGGAGACCAGCCCUACAGCACGUGACGGAAACACACACACACACACACACACUGCUGCUGCAGGCAUCGGACCGGGAGACCAGCCCUACAGCACGUGACGGAAACACACACACACACACACACACUGCUGCUGCAGGCAUCGGACCGGGAGACCAGCCCUACAGCACGUGAUGGAAACACACACACACACACACACACUGCUGCUGCAGGCAUCUGACCGGGAGACCAGCCCUACAGCACGUGAUGGAAACACACACACACACACACACACACACACACACUGCAGGCAUCGGACCGGGAGACCAGCCCUACAGCACGUGAUGGAAACACACACACACACACACACACACACUGCUGCUGCAGGCAUCUGACCGGGAGACCAGCCCUACAGCACGUGAUGGAAACACACACACACACACACACACACACACACUGCAGGCAUCGGACCGGGAGACCAGCCCUACAGCACGUGAUGGAAACACACACACACACACACUGCUGCUGCAGGCAUCUGACCGGGAGACCAGCCCUACAGCACGUGAUGGAAACGCACACACACACAGGGACCAAAAAUCUCCCUCCCUGACCCCUGUGUGUGGUCCCAUCAGUAGCAGCUGGAUACUGUAGGUGUUAGUGAUGUCUGGUGUCUCGCCUCGAGGAACAGGGGAGAUUCUACCCCCCCCCACUUCCAUUCAGACUGAUCUAGGACCUGCUGAUCCACUGAUCCCUCUAUAUUAAGGCUGGUUUAAAGACAUCAGACUGGUUUAAAGACAUCAGGCUGAUCUAGGACCUGCUGAUCCACUGAUCCCUCUAUAAUAAGGCUGGUUUAAAGACAUCAGACUGGUUUAAAGACAUCAGACUGAUCCAGGACCUGCUGAUCCCCUCUGAUCCCCUCGAUCCCCUGCCGGUUAUCGCUUGAUCUGAUGUGUUCUGUGUUGUAAUUUUUGGACUGAUAAUAAAAUGUACCGUGUUUCAUGAACAAGGUGUA